AUGAGAUACUACGCUGACGGUGCACUUUUAGGUACGUUACAGACACCUGGCAGUACCAUUCCAACUGGCCAUAGCUUCACAUUGGGAAACGGUGAUAGCUAUCUCACCCGAUCCGAUCAUGCAUUUGGUGGAGAGAUGUUGCAGCUCAACGUCUACGCAAAGGAACUGUCUGGAGAAGAAAUUAAAAGAAUGGCUGACGCUGGUAUGUGUUCUACUAUAGAAGAUGAAAAUGAGGACGUGCGUGUUCUGAAAUGGGAGGACAUGUUGAAGAAGAGUAGAACAGGAACCGUUACAGAAUUUAUCCCUGAUCAAUGUGGUAAGGAAGCUGAGCUCUUGGCCACUAAGCAUUUAUUGGCAGAAUGUCAGCAGUCUUUGGAGGAAUCCGAGCAGACAUUAGAGGAAACAAUUAAGGAAAAAGAGGUCAUUGAGCAGACCCUGAACCAGACACAAACAAAGCUAAACUCUACGGAACUACAGCUGGAAAAUGUAUCUACAAACUUGAACAGAACAGCUGACAAUCUUCAAACGGCCCUGAAACAGUUGGAGCAAUGCAACCAGACCAGUCAAAGUUGGGAUUGGGAUCUUUUCUCCCAGGACACCUACGUGAACACGACGAUCUCUUUAGAAGUUGCUGAGCGGCUUCGUUCUAGCUGGGACAACAUAGCUGAGAUGAUGAUCGGGUUCACGAUAACCGACCAGUUCAUCACGUUUCUAAAGCACAUUGACACUGAUGAGUGUUCAGAACAGAGACCGUGGACAAUGCUGUAUACCAAGCGGUACCUGAACAAGGUGUUCACAAGAGAGGAUGCUAACUCACUCAUCACCAUGUGGGACGGAAUUAGCGGGAGUCUUGUCGGUGUUAAGAUGACGAGGGAAACGGUGGAACUCUUGAAGUACAUCACCAAAAAUUGCACUGUCUAAGCUUGACCUGCACUACUCACCAAGUCAAGGACUUGACUUCACAAUAAGAAGGACGAUUAUUUCUUUUAGGCAGGAACAAUGACAUUUCCAAUUCUUCAUUCUUGACAUUUUCUGAUUAAAAAUGGUUCGUCAGUCAAUUAUUUCCAUCUGUGCAAGCAUGUUUUACUAUUGAAGAGCAUAAAGUGGUAACCUUGCCUACAGCAUGAUACUCAUACAAUAGUUUUGUUUACGUUAAGCGAAGUUGAUUUGAUUAAUCAUUAAUCGUUAGCAGCUCAAUAACUUUUAAUUCUUUUGCUUGACUAGAACAUUUUCUGGAUGUAAAAAACAUUUGAUUUUAAUAAUGUUUGUGCAAUUUAUGUAAAUAUUUAGUUGUGUUCUCAAACUCUUUUGAAAAUUAAAGUUUCUCAAUUAUCUGAUUCAACAACAUGAAUGAACAGUUUUUUUGUUGAUAACCAACGAAGAUUUUUCCUUGAAGGUUACAUUGGAGAUAACACUCGUUUAAGUUCAAAUAGGACAUGUCUAAAUUUAAUAUCUUAAAUAAAAAUAUUUGAAUAAAAAUAUUACCGAAUAACAUGUUCUCGAUGACAAUCAUUGAGAAUCUUUGAUAUAAAUUGGGUCGCUAUAUUCGCUAUAUUCUAGAAUGUGACUGAGGAGUGAUUAUAUUUGUCC
This is a messenger RNA of Bolinopsis microptera, 1590 nucleotides long. RefSeq lists its product as uncharacterized. The record is from RefSeq and is a predicted model, not a curated record. The coding region runs from base 1 to 921 and encodes 306 amino acids. Lineage: Eukaryota; Metazoa; Ctenophora; Tentaculata; Lobata; Bolinopsidae. The transcript is spliced from 3 exons.